AUGUUCGCUGCCUCUGCGCGAAGCCGUCUCUCCACCCUGUCAAGGCCCCGGCUCCCUCCGACACAACUGCUCGCCCGCUCGACCCCUGCCAUGGCUCGCAAGGCGUCGUCCGUCCCUGAGGGAUACAAGGAGGAUCUCUCCAAGGGCAAGAUGCUCCGCUUCGAAGAUUCCCUGCCCCGCCUCCCUGUCCCGUCCCUGGAGGAGACCGGCAAGCGCUACCUCAAGUCCGUCCACCCACUGGUGUCUGAGGCCGAGUUCGAGCGCACCAAGAAGGCCGUUGAGACCUUCAUCCGCCCCGGCGGUGAGGGUGAGCCCCUGCAGAAGCGUCUGCUGGAGCGUGCUGCUAACCCCAAGAUCAACAACUGGCUCGCUGAGUGGUGGAACUCGGCCGCCUACCUGGGUUACCGUGACCCCGUCAUUCCCUACGUCUCCUACUUCUACUCCUACCGUGAUGAUCGGGAACGCCGUAACCCGGCCAAGCGUGCUGCUGCUAUUACCUCUGCUGCGCUGGAGUUCAAGCGCCAGGUCGACGAUGGCUCCCUCGAGCCCGAGUACAUGCGCGGUCAGCCCAUGGCCAUGAGCUCGUACGAGUACAUGUUCAACUGCUGCCGUAUCCCCGCCGCUCCUGAGGAUUUCCCCCGCAAGUACUCUGCGGCCGAGAACCAGCACAUCAUCGCUGUCCGCAAGAACCAGUUCUUCAAGGUACCCCUUGUUGUCGACGGCCAGGCCCUGAACGUGUCCGAGCUCGAGCACCAGUUCCAGCGCAUCUACGAGACUGCCCAGCCUGCCCCGCCGGUCGGUGUGCUGACUGUGGCUGACCGUGAUCACUGGACCGCUGCCCGUGAGAAGCUGGUUGCUGCCGACCCGGCCAACGAGCAGGCUCUGAAGGAUAUCGAGUCUGCCGGCUUCGUCGUCUGCCUGGAUGAUGCUAAGCCUGUCACCCUGGAGGAGCGCGCUCACCAGUACUGGCACGGUGAUGGCACCAACCGCUGGUUCGACAAGCCUCUGCAGUUCAUUGUCAACGACAACGGUACUGCCGGUUUCAUGGGCGAGCACUCCAUGAUGGACGGUACUCCCACCCACCGUCUCAACGACUUUGUCAACGCCCUGAUCUUCGGCAAGAAGAUUGAUCUCUCUGCCAAGUCUGUCCGCUCGCAGCUGGCCGACCCCAAGGCCAUCAAGUUCACCCUGAACGACGAGGUCAACGAGGCUAUCGACAUUGCCGCCCAGUACCACCGCAAGCAGAUCGGCUCUCACGAGCUCGUCGUCCAGUCCUACCAGGGCUACGGCAAGGGUCUGAUCAAGAAGUUCAAGUGCAGCCCCGACGCCUACGUCCAGAUGGUCAUCCAACUCGCCUACUACAAGAUGUACGGCAAGAACCGUCCCACCUACGAGUCCGCCUCCACCCGUAAGUUCCAGGAGGGCCGUACCGAGACCACCCGUACCGUCUCCGACGAGAGCACCGCCUUCACCCGCGCUUUCUGCGAUCCUAGUGUGCCCCGCGAGGAGGUCGUCAAGCUCUUCCGCGCCGCGCUUGCCCAGCACACCAAGUACACUCUCGAGGCUAGCGACGGCCGCGGUGUGGACCGCCACCUGUUCGGACUGAAGAAGCUCCUCCAGCCUGGCGAGAAGCUUCCCGCUAUCUAUGAGGAUCCCGCUUUCACGUACUCCGGUUCCUGGUACAUUUCCUCUUCCCAGCUCAGCUCGGAGUUCUUCAAUGGAUACGGAUGGAGCCAGGUUAUCGAUGAUGGAUUCGGAAUUGCCUACAUGAUCAACGAGAACAGCCUGAACUUCAACAUCGUCUGCAAGCGCCUCGGCGCUAACCGCAUGAGCCACUACCUCAACGAAGCCGCCACAGAACUCCGCGACGUCCUCCUCCCCGACCUGGCCGCUCAACCCGAGAAGUCCAAGCUGUAA
Penicillium subrubescens is the source of this 1917-nucleotide messenger RNA. Its product is annotated as carnitine O-acetyltransferase CAT2. Lineage: Eukaryota; Fungi; Ascomycota; Eurotiomycetes; Eurotiales; Aspergillaceae. The transcript is spliced from 4 exons. The record is from RefSeq and is a predicted model, not a curated record. Gene Ontology annotation, molecular function: carnitine O-acetyltransferase activity. Gene Ontology annotation, biological process: carnitine metabolic process. Bases 1 to 1917 code for a protein of 638 amino acids. Gene Ontology annotation, cellular component: mitochondrion; peroxisome.